AUGAUCCCAGGCACCUUAGUGGAGAAGUCCGUCCUUGCCCGGGUGGGUGGAGAUGCCGCCUUUGUCAUGCACCGAAGCCCCACGUGUUCCCACACCUGUGUCCGGGUGUUCUGUUUUGCUUCGCGCCCGAUUGCCCUCUCGGAGCUGACGCCGUACAUCCUGUGCUCCAUCUGCAAAGGCUACUUGAUAGACGCCACCACCAUCACGGAGUGCCUCCACACCUUUUGCAAGAGCUGCAUCGUCAGACAUUUUUACUACAGCAACCGAUGUCCAAAGUGCAACAUAGUGGUACAUCAGACACAACCUCUGUAUAACAUAAGGUUGGACCGACAGUUACAAGACAUAGUGUACAAGUUAGUGAUCAAUCUAGAGGAAAGAGAAAAAAAGCAAAUGCAUGAUUUCUAUAAAGAAAGAGGGCUAGAAGUACCUAAACCCGCUGUACCGCAGCCGACGCCUUCAAGCAAAGGGAGAGCCAAGAAAGUCCUUGAGUCCGUGUUCCGCAUCCCGCCCGAACUCGAUGUGUCUUUGCUGCUGGAGUUCAUCGGUGCUAAUGAAGGCACGGGACAUUUUAAGCCGCUGGAAAAGAAGUUUGUUCGAGUUUCGGGAGAGGCAACCAUUGGGCAUGUAGAAAAAUUUCUCAGGAGAAAAAUGGGGCUUGAUCCAGCUUGCCAGGUAGACAUCAUCUGUGGCGACCACCUGCUGGAACCGUUCCAGACCCUGCGGGAGAUCCGACGAGCCAUCGGUGACGCAGCCAUGCAGGAUGGCCUGCUGGUCCUUCACUAUGGGCUCGUGGUGUCUCCUCUGAAGAUAACCUGAGGUCAGGGCACGCCUUGGGGCAGAGGCAGGCGGCACCUGCAGGACGGCCCCUCACCAAAGAGUCCACGGAGGUGUCCCUGCCACCACCCCAUGGCACUGCACAUGCGGCUUUUCUACUUCCAGCGCAGGAACGGCAGCGUUGGCGAGCACAGCAUGGACGACGGAGCAUCUGUACCAGAGACGGUAAAAAGCCUCCAGAGCUCAGGGCACAGAUUCAGAGUGUUGAGCUCCAACAUUCUUUGUGGUGAUGCGUGUGUUGCCGUCUUGCUGCCAUCUCUGAGGUGAAUUGGCUCCCGCUUGCUUCUUUGAGCCACAUUCCUUCCCGGGGACCACCAGCCUCCACCGGUGCCUCCGCCGUGCCUCCGUUGGGCAGUGAUCCUUUUGGAGAAGGGGUUUGCUUUUGAAUGGAAGGGUCGGAGCCAGACUUGUUCACCUGCAGGUGUGCUCUCAAAGACCAGGACCAUUGGCCACUUUUAUGCACUGCCAGCAUAUUUUGAACAUGUAACUUCUUUUAUACGAGCAACACCACCACAGCGGUGUCAGUCACUCUCAGGUGGAAGGAUUUUCACUGUUCUGUGUGAAAGACUGUCUUCUGAGGCGUUUAUGGUCUGUACCACAAGCCCUCGGUGUAAUAAACUUCCUAAUAUGUCUUACAAGAAGAGGUGCUUCUUUGUGACGAUGUUUUUAUUCUUAACAUUCAUUUUACUUGAGUCCAUGGCGUGGUUGCCGAUACUUGGCGAUGGCACUGCUUCUGAAGGCAAUACAAAAGUUUGGGUGUGUUUGAGACGUUUACAGGAUUUGUGUUCACUGUUUCCUCAGUAAGUCAGUUUAAUGUUUACUUUUUCAUUAUGUUAUCACUGGGGUAAAGAAUAAGGGCAUUUGGGCUCACUUCCAUGCAGACUUCAGUCUUAAGUGCAGUUUUGCCUAAACUUAGCCGUGUGAUCCUGGAGGGGAAAAGAUGUUGUAGGCCCCGUUUCGCUCUCCAGACGGCACAGAAACGGCUGCAGAUUGAACAAGGAUGGGCGAUUCUUGGUAAAGAAUUCGGGCAUUGUGUAUAAAUCUCUUCUGACAGUUAAUAAAAGUCUAUUUUAACCUAUUUGAAA
Messenger RNA from Carlito syrichta (Philippine tarsier), 1919 nucleotides. It is a transcript of the gene PCGF6, whose product is annotated as polycomb group ring finger 6. Bases 1 to 816 code for a protein of 271 amino acids. Gene Ontology annotation, cellular component: PRC1 complex. The record is from RefSeq and is a predicted model, not a curated record. Lineage: Eukaryota; Metazoa; Chordata; Mammalia; Primates; Tarsiidae. The transcript is spliced from 10 exons. Gene Ontology annotation, biological process: regulation of transcription by RNA polymerase II.